CCCCUCAGAGGCCCGCCCUCCUUUCCUCGCAGAUAUUCGGCCUCGGCUCUGUGGCCCAUAUGGUUCUAGGAGAUCAAUUCGGGAGCUUCCUUGGUGUCAACCUGGGUUUUGGCUUCGGAGUCACCAUGGGAGUGCACGUGGGAGGGAACAUCUCUGGGGCCCACAUGAAUGCGGCCUUGACCUUCACCAACUGUGCACUAGGCCGCAUGUCCUGGAAGAAGUUCCCUGUGUACGUGCUGGGUCAGUUCCUGGGGUCCUUCCUGGCUGCUGCCACCAUCUACUGCCUCUUCUACACAGCCAUUAUCGACUACUCGGGUGGAUACCUGACGGUGACCGGUCCCACAGCCACCGCUAGCAUUUUUGCCACCUACCUUCCUGACCACAUGACAUUGUGGAGGGGCUUCCUGGAUGAGGUCAGUGGUCCAGGGCGGGUGCCUGUCCUCAAGCCCGGCCCCCCUCAGGAAGGGGCCAGCAGGCAGCUCCUCACGAGAGAGAGCACAAGAACUCUGGAGGGGGACUGUACCACGACAUGUCUCUGCCAGUGGGUUUGGGCUGGGGGCACUGCUGAGGCCCUGUGGCUUGGCUUGGGGCCCGGGGUGGCUGUCACAGCAUCUGCUCUCCAGGUAUUAGUGACGGGCUUGCUCCAGCUGUGUCUCUUCGCCAUCACGGACAAGGGGAACAACCCAGCACUGCAGGGGACACAGGCCGUGGUGAUCGGCAUCCUCGUUGUCAUCAUUGGCGUGUCCCUGGGCAUGAACACAGGCUAUGCCAUCAACCCGUCCCGGGACCUGCCUCCUCGCUUCUUCAGCUUCCUUGCCGGCUGGGGCACACAGGUCUUCAGGGCCAGGGACUGGUGGUGGGUGCCAGUGGUGGCGCCGCCUCUGGGUGCCUACUUAGGUGGCAUCAUCUACUUAGUCUUCAUUGGCUCCACCACCCCACGGGAGCCCCAGAUGUUGGAGAACUCCCCGGUGUAUGAAGACCGCAGGAUACCCGUGUUGCCCAAGACCACGUCUUACCCACCCAUGACCUCUUCCCUCACCCCCGUCUCUGUGUCCCCCAACAGCCGACCUUCAGUCCGGCCUGUCCCACCCUUAAGGGACUCCAUCCACCUAGAGCAAUUCUAAGUCAGAUGAUUUGUGACCCUAUCCCCACCCCAAUAAAGCAAGCCUUGUCCCACAGCAGCACCCCCACUUCCUGGGGGUCUCCUGUGGUUGGGCUUCCCUCCUGGAUUCUUCCAGGAGUUCCAGGAUUAUGCCCUGGCCAAAGCGGGGAGCAUGGAGCUGAGAGGUCUCCACCUCCUUCCAGCCCUGGGAGCUGCGGUGCCCCCUGGGGGAGGAUGGGGAUGGGCGUGCCCGAAGCCCAGGAGGAACAAGAGGAGAUUAAAAGAUGCCGGACACAGAAUGGUGGACU
Molecule: messenger RNA, 1410 nt
Organism: Diceros bicornis minor
Lineage: Eukaryota; Metazoa; Chordata; Mammalia; Perissodactyla; Rhinocerotidae
Gene: AQP7
Product: aquaporin 7
Exons: 4
Coding region: 60-1124 (354 amino acids)
Biological process (GO): glycerol transmembrane transport; water transport
Cellular component (GO): basolateral plasma membrane; plasma membrane
Molecular function (GO): water channel activity; urea transmembrane transporter activity; glycerol channel activity
Source: RefSeq, a predicted model, not a curated record